Mesorhabditis spiculigera is the source of this 1263-nucleotide messenger RNA. Lineage: Eukaryota; Metazoa; Nematoda; Chromadorea; Rhabditida; Rhabditidae. The record is from the annotation of a GenBank genome assembly.
AUGAGACAAUCGGCCAUCAUCCUCGCUGCCAUCGCCACCGUAUCCCUGGCCGUUGCCGUUGAGAAGAGGCAAUCCGAAGAUGCCUGGGAUCCUACAACCCGAGACUGGUCGGAAAAGUGCCACCGGCUCGCACGCUACUCAAAGGAACAAUACUGCAUGGUUUUCGAAGAAUGCUGCCAGAAUGAUAGGGACAAUGGAGAUAAAUGCCAGCUUCUGGACAGGAACUGCGUUUAUGAUAGCGACAAGAACGAGGUUGUCGAAAAGCGAUGCUUCCUCUCCAACUGUACGGCUAUGAUCACCACCACAAUGCCGCCAACUACUGUAUCCGCUGUUAAGGCAGCGCCUAACGGCCAAAUCUACUCAUUCCUCGGCUGGGCGGCAUGUAACCCUCAAACAACCCUGAUUACGCAUCAUCCCAUCCCCUUCUGGCCCAGCUUCUCGCCUUUCCUACGGUUGGCCAUCCAUCACCCAAUCCAUAUAUUACCCACCCAACAAGUCCCGCGUGGCCCCUUGAAACCUACGCAUACCAAGGUUUCGCCGUUCCCGGAAGCUAGGACAACUCCCGAAACAUCGGAUUCAGCAAGAACAAGGUCCAAAAACGACUACUGCAGGCUCUGCAAGGAGUCGCUGAAGACAGCCGGGCGGAGGAGCCAAGGCCCACGUCGCCACAUUGUCAAGCGUCACCUGAGGACGUUGCUUUACCGAUGUCCGCUAUGCCCGCAUGGUUCUGUCUACGAUAAGCAUCACGUCAUUUCGCAUAUUGAACGCAAGCACCCCGGUUCCAAUGCUGAGAAAAUGGCCCUUCUCCCGCAUCACUACGGUGGAUACCACCCGCGCUACCAUGACUCCAUGGACCCGUUCGAUCGCUUUGAGCGAAUGGUUAUGACCCCUUACUGGUCGGCUGUUCCGCACAACCGCCACCUCGACAUCGGCAAUGCCGUUGGAAAUGUCCGCAAUGACAAGGAGAAAUUCGCCGUCGACAUCGACGUGACCCACUUCCGCCCGGAAGAAGUGAAGGUCAACAUCGAAGGAAACCGGCUGAUGGUUGAGGGACAUCAUGAAGAGCGCAGCGAUAACCACGGCUCGAUUCAGCGCUCGUUCAAGCGCGCUUACAUGCUGCCGGAAGACUGCGAGGUGGACCAUGUGGCUUCGUACCUUUCCAACGAUGGAAAGCUGACUAUUGAGGCUCCGAAGAAGGGAGCUAUUGGGAGCAACUCGCGCCCUAUCCCAAUCCAGCCCCGUGGCCCCUACCAAGUCAAGAAC